Molecule: messenger RNA, 953 nt
Organism: Moneuplotes crassus
Lineage: Eukaryota; Ciliophora; Spirotrichea; Euplotida; Euplotidae
Source: the annotation of a GenBank genome assembly
UUUGGAUAAUGGAAUCAUACACAAUUGAAAGUGUUCAGUCCUUCUUUGAACGAAACAACAUUCAAGCGAAUAUUAACGCCAAACACUUUAAUAAAUAAGAAUAUGUGAAUCAAUAUUAGAACUAUCGGGCUUAACCAGCAUGAAAGGCAUGAUAGCAGAAUACCCUUGUACACUUGAGCAAGAAAAGAUAUUAAGACUAUUUUUAAGCAAGAGAGAUCCAGAGUAGAAAAUCAGAGAAAAGCUAGCACGAAUCUAUUCAGUUUUGGAAAAGGGGUGCUAAAGGAUGAAUAUAUAAAUAAAGACAGAAAUAUUAUGAAGAAGCCAGAUAAUAGAGCUGAUGUUGCACAAGAAGUACAAAAAGUGUUUGAAGGAGCUCCUGACCGGAACUCUGAAAUCCCACCUAUCCAAGUUAGGAAAUAUAAGACUCCAAGUUUGAGGCAGUCUACUAGCAUAAGUUCAGUCGCAAAUAUUCUACCAAAUGUGAAGAGAACUUCAGUAAAGAAUAUUGAAGACUACAAAAUGGAGCUAGGUGCUCUUAAGGGAUUAGCUAAAUAAACUGAAUAAAAAUUCUAUCAGGACAGAAAGCUCAAGGCAGUGUCCUUUAGUCAUUAACUCAUCAGUUAAGAGUAUAAAAAUAAGGGAGGAGAAGAUAUUUGGGAAACAUCAAAGACCUAGUCAAAAGAAAAGUGAAUUGAUGAAAUAAAAUUCAUAAAAUCCCAGCUUUAAAGAAGAUCUGAUCUUUAAGGCCAGAGUUGAGAAAUAAUUGAUUGAGGGACAAAAGACAUUCCAUGCCAAAACAGUUUGCUAUAAACCAUCCUAAUGCUUUGAAGGGAGGUUCCUCAAUUAUCAAAAAGCAACAGAUCAGUAAGAAGAAGUUGAAGGACAAAGAGACUUUAGAUUUUAAAGAAGUUGGCCCUUGGGAAAGUGGUAGCGAAUCUUACUCUGAUUUUUAA